AAAGUGAAUGGAAUGAUGGAAUGUAAAGUUGAUUCGAAAAUUAUGGACUUUAUAAAGGCAGUGAAGGCUAACAAUGUCGAAGAAGUGAAAGCGCAGUUACAACUGGGAACUUCUCCAAAUUCGCGCAAGACUCCAGCUAAAAAAACUGGGUUAAUGAUUGCCGCAACCAGAGGUUAUACCGAUGUGAUGAAAGUCUUGCUAGAUGCCGGUGCUAGUACCGAUCCUACGGAAAUGCUUAUGAACACUGCUUUUCAUUUCGCCUGUAGUAGCGGAGUUGUACGAUCGGUAGAACUGCUGAUAGAAGCUGGAAGCGAAAUUGCCAGACCUAAUGCCUUUCAUAAAACUCCUUUAAUGGUCGCUAUCAUGCAUAAUAGAUUAGAAGUGGUGAAAGUGUUAUUAAAUAUAGAUCCUCAACUUCGAGUUGGAUUCCUCUAUGGUGACGAUUCGGAGUUGACUCUUGCAUGCCAACAGUCUGAUCUGAGAAUCGCAAAAUAUCUUUUGGAAAAUUUCAAACCCAUUGUAGGACUUAAAAAUGAACUCCAAAUAGCUCUUCUUCGUGCUGUAGUGCAGCACCGUCCAGAUGUUCUCAAUAUGCUAGUUGGCUAUGGGGCUGAUAUUAAUUAUUUGGAUAUGUUUAUUGAUCCACCAAUUUUCACAGCCAUCCGUUCUAAAGACACCAUGAUGCUACAAUAUCUCCUCGAUUUGGGAGCAGAUGUGAAUAAAAAAUGCUUUGGUCGCGAUUCGCCCCUACUUUUCGCCAUUAAACAUGAUAACGAACCGGCCAUUAAAAUGUUGAUUAAGAAAGGAGCAACUGUAAAUGCAAGGAAAGCCCGUUCACGGCUAAAGGAACUGAGAAAUGAAACUUAUAAGCGCUUAGAUAGCAUGGAAGCAGCAGUUCAGGCAGUCAUGGUGGAGGGAGAAGAAGAAUCCGACGAAGAUGAAUCAUCAUCAUCAUCAUCAUCAGACAAAACAUCAUCAGACGAAUCAUCAUCAGAUGACACAUCAGAUGAGACAGAAGAUGAAACAAAGGAUGAACCGGAAGAACAAAGAAGAGAAGUAGAAAUUGAACAACCAGUUCAUGAACAAAGUUAG
This is a messenger RNA of Rodentolepis nana, 1092 nucleotides long. The record is from the annotation of a GenBank genome assembly. NCBI's taxonomy places the organism in Eukaryota, Metazoa, Platyhelminthes, Cestoda, Cyclophyllidea, Hymenolepididae.